CGCCGUUGCGCUUCCGCCUUUCGAAAACCCCAUCUGAACCCUUUGAUUACUGUCUGUCUUUCACUUCCUGGUUGUAACUAGAUUAAAGUUUUGAUCUUUAGAGCCUUGUCUCUGAAAAAUUCAAUGGCGUCGACGCCGGCUUCAAUAACAGCACCGUCAGAGCCGUACCAGACGGUCCAGAACCACCAACACGCACAAAAUAACUUCAGGAACAGCCAACGCCGCCACCGUCGCCAAACCCAAACCCACUCCCGGAAGUUCGGUUUUGCGAGGCCCCCAAUCGCGCCUGGCAAUGUUGCUGGUCCAACCGCGGGUGCCACCACCCACCCACCUCCUUCAGGCCCCAGCACUUUCCAUUCUCUCUCUCCCGACUUUUCGGGCCGCCGUUCCACCCGCCUCUACUCCAAGAUGCAUCUGGGUCGCCCCAAAACGACCUCCAAUUCUCCCCACAGUUCCGUAUCCGAGGAGGUCCUUCAAUACAUGAAGAAUUCUCAAAACGUAGAGAAUAUUCUGUUCUCCUUUGAGUCCGAGCUUCGUAGCUCCGAUGACUACACGUACUUGGUGAAGGAGCUUGGAAACCUUGGUGAGUGCGAGAAGGCUCUAACGUGUUUCCAAUUCGCCAUCGCAAGAGAAAGGAGGAGGAUCGAGCAGGGCAAAUUGGCGAGCACCAUGAUCAGUACGCUCGGGAGGUUGGGGAAAGUGGAGCUUGCAGAGAGGAUUUUCGAAACUGCUUUCAACGAGGGUUAUGGGAAUACCGUUUACGGCUUCUCGGCUUUGAUCGGUGCUUAUGCGAAAAGUGGAUUGUGCGAUGAGGCCUUAAAGGUAUUUGAUUCUCUGAAGGAUUAUGGCAUAACUCCUAAUUUGGUAACUUAUAAUGCGGUGAUUGAUGCUUGUGGGAAAGGGGGUGUCGAGUUUAGUCGGGUUAUGGAGAUCUUUAAUGAAAUGGUGAGGAAUGGAAUUCAACCGGAUCGGAUUACAUUCAAUUCCUUGCUUGCUGUUUGUAGUAGAGUGGGAGCGUGGGAGACAGCAAGGAAUUUGUUUAGUGAGAUGAUUGAUAAAGGUAUUGAGCCAGACGUUUUCACUUAUAAUACCCUUCUUGAUGCAAUUUGUAAAGGUGGUCAAAUGGAUUUGGCUUUCCAUAUGUUGCAAGAAAUGCCAAAAAAGGGGCUUAAACCUAAUGUUGUGACAUAUAGUACCAUGAUUGAUGGUUAUUCCAAGGUUGAUAGAUUUGAUGAUGCCCUCCAUAUGUUUGGUCAAAUGAGAUAUUUGGGAAUUGCAUUGGAUAGGGUUUUAUAUAAUACAUUGCUUACAGUUUAUGGGAGGCUUGGUAGGUUUAAGGAGGUGCUAGAUGUGUGUAAAGAGAUGGAAGCUGCUGGUAUCAGCAGGGAUAUUGUGACCUAUAAUGCACUUUUGGAUGCAUAUGGUAAGCAGGGUAUGUUCGAUGAAGUUAAAAAACUUUCAUCGGAGAUGAAAGCAGACAAAGUAACACCAAAUUUAUUAACGUAUUCAACCUUGAUGGAUGGGUAUUCAAAAGCUGGUUUGUACAAGGAGGCAAUGGAGGUUCUAAGAGAGUACAGACAAGCAGGAUUGAAGGCUGAUGUUGUGCUCUACAGUGCAGUUAUUGAUGCCGUGUGCAAGAAUGGGUUGGUGGAAUCAGCCGUAUCCCUGCUUGAUGAUAUGAUAAAAGAAGGGAUUAGGCCUAACGUUGUCACGUACAAUUCUAUCAUUGAUGCUUUUGGAUACCUUACAGCUUCAGAAUGCACUUUGCAAACUGAACCUUCCACUCUGGUGGCCAUUGAGGUUGAUGCUGAAAACAAGGUGGCAGAUUUGAGGGACAACCAGAUUAUGCAGGUUUUUGGGCAACUAGCGUCUGAGAAAGGAGGUCAAGGAAGGCAAGAUAACAGAGGCAGGCGGGAACUCUUUUGUAUCCUGGAACUCUUUCGAAAGAUGCAUCAUUUGAAUAUCAAACCCAAUGUAGUGACUUUCUCUGCCAUACUAAAUGCUUGCAGCCGCUGCAAUUCAUUCAACGAUGCCUCAAUGUUUUUGGAGGAGCUUAGGCUGUUUGAUAAUCAAGUUUAUGGUGUGGCAUAUGGGCUUUUGAUGGGCUACUCAGGAAAUGUUUGGCUUCAAGCUCGGUCCCUUUUUGAUGAAUUAAGAUUGAUGGAUUCUGAUACUGCAUCAGCCUUUUACAAUGCUCUGACUGACGUGCUAUGGCACUUUGAUCAGAGAUAUGGAGCAAAGCUUGUUGUGCUUGAAGGGAAAAAUCGGCAAGUGUGGGACAAUGUGUGGUCUGAUUCUUGCUUGGAUUUGCACCUAAUGUCCUCAGGAGCUGCUCAGGCAAUGGUUCAUGCAUGGCUCCUAAAUAUACAUUCAAUUGUAAUUCAGGGCCAUCAGUUGCCUGAACUUUUAAGCAUUUUGACUGGAUGGGGCAAGCACAGCAAGGUGGUUGGUGCAGGAACACUAAGGAGAGUCGUGGAAGAACUCCUCAAAAGAAUAGGUGCACCUUUUCAACUUGCCAAAUGUAACUUGGGUAGAUUUGUAUCACAAGGAUCUGUCGUUGCCGCCUGGCUAAGAGAAUCUGGCACCUUGAAUGUCCUUGUUCUUCGAGAUGCCAGAACUCAGCCAGGAUAUCCUAGGUUUGGCCACCUCUCAAACCUGCAGCCGCUUUCCUUGUAAUUUUCUGCAACAUGUAGCAGUUUUUGUUUUCAUGUUCGUUUCCUGGAAACAAGAAAGUGUAAACACAAAAGUGAAAAUCAGGACAUCUUGUUACAAAAAAUGUCGAGAUGUCCAAUUUCAACUACAUGAUGAAUGAGACUUCAUCAUGUGUUGUGAUUGGGCAUCAUGAUAUUUUUACUGUCAGGAUGUCUUGAUUUUCCACAUUCUUCAGUAAAUUAGAAACAAUCAUAAGGUAGACAUAGACAUCCCUCUCCCUCUCCCCUCUCACCCACGGUGUUGUUUGUUGUAAAAUUCUGCGGCAUUUAAUUUUAA
Messenger RNA from Rubroshorea leprosula, 2988 nucleotides. Lineage: Eukaryota; Viridiplantae; Streptophyta; Magnoliopsida; Malvales; Dipterocarpaceae. The record is from the annotation of a GenBank genome assembly.